Molecule: messenger RNA, 2074 nt
Organism: Thrips palmi
Lineage: Eukaryota; Metazoa; Arthropoda; Insecta; Thysanoptera; Thripidae
Product: KIF-binding protein
Exons: 8
Coding region: 152-1972 (606 amino acids)
Molecular function (GO): protein binding
Source: RefSeq, a predicted model, not a curated record
AGUAGCCAAACUGGUGCCGUCUGCUGUUCGAAGCAGGAAGGAAAUAACCAUUUCAUCGAUUUGUCUUCAUUUAUUUGUCGCUACUGCCGUCUGUCGUCUCGCACUGCAUUUUGCAAACUGUUAGUUCCGCUCAGUUAUCAAGACUAAAAUCAUGGUUGACAUCAAAGUCAAUUAUCUGAUGGAGAUUCAAGAGAAGUACGAGAAAGUUGAAGAACUGCUUUGUCAGAAAGAUCCAGAAACUGAACCCUACAGAUCUAAAUAUGCUGCCGCUGAAGUGCUCUCACAAAUAAAAACUGAUGUUAUCACUCUGAUAGACAGUUUUCAUGACAGCAAUGCAAGUGAAAUACUGUCAGGAAUGCUUGCUGCUGUUUGGCUGGGCCUAGGUGUCAUAUCUUAUGAGACAGAGACCUUGUCAGCAAGUGCAGAAGAGCUUAAAAAUGUUUUGGAUAUCACGAAAGAAAAGCCUCUGCACCCUCGGUUUGUCAUUCUGAGGAUUAAUGCGCUCAACCACUUAGGAGUGCUUUAUUCAAUGUUGGAGCAGCCUGAAAAAUCAAAACAAUACUUGGAAGAAGCUGAAAGUCUUUAUAAACAAUUCACAGAACAACAUGAUCCUCCGGAAGCUUUUCGUGUUCAGGACCUUUUCAAAGCUGAUAAAUCUGAUCUGACGUCUCCUCGUUCCAAAGCUGAGAGCGAUUUGGAAAAAAGUCAUACUCUGACACUUUAUUAUUUAGCUCAAAUAUAUGGCACAUUGAAAGAUGAACUUCGUUCUGCUGUCUACUGUCACAACACUCUGAAGAGGCAGCUUGAAAGCAAAGAUUAUGAUCCGAUUGAGUGGGCCUUGAAUGCUGCCACACUAUCUCAAUUCUUUAUGACACGUAAUGGUUUUAAACAAGCAAGGCACCACCUUGCUGCAUCUUCAUAUGUGCUGGAGAAAUAUUAUGAUGAGCAAAUAAAAUGCUUGGAAGGCUCUUCAGAGGAAGAAGAAGCAAAGAAAGAAAGAUAUAAGCACCGUAGUGCAGAUGUUGCUCGAUGCUGGGCCAAAUAUGGACUUCUACUUUUAGAAUCGUCAAAAGAAAGGCUUAUGGCUCGAGCUGAUGAAAAUGAUGACACAGAGAGCCCCACCACUGAUCUGACCAAGCAGCUAGCCCCUGAUCAAACAACAACAUCUCUAGAUGAUAUUAGUGGUCUUCUCUUCUCAACGUUAGAAAUACCGACUUAUGAAAAUCAGGUCUGCGAUAAGUUUGUGCUGGAUUACGAAGAUGCCCUUCCCGUGUUUCACUUCACCAAGCAGUGGCUAGAGGAUGCCAAAGAGUACUACACAUUGAAUGAGCAUGCAUCCGAUUUUGUGAGAAUCACACAGGAUAGCAGUGCUCUUUUCCAGGUCCUUGCGUUCUUUGAAGCUGAUGAGAAAAGACAAUGUCGAAUGCACAAGCGACGGGUGGACAUGCUAGAGCAAUUGCUUUCAUCACUGAACCACCAGUGCUACUUGGUGCUAUGUCGGCAAAUGUGGUAUGAGUUAGGGCAAACAUAUUUCGAAAUGCUUCAUCUUAAGUUAGGAAAAAUUAGAGAUGAAAAUCAUGAAAAAACUAUGCCCGAUCCUCAUGUGCUCAGCAAACUUAACUCAUUGACUCAAAAGAGCAUUGACAAUUUCGGAUAUUUUUUAUCGUCUGUGUACAGUGAUGGCUCUAGCAUCAAGGAUAUUAAGCUGGAACCAGAAUUUGUGCGGCCUGUUCUCAGCUGUCACUUUUUCAGGGGUCGGUUGUUUGCCCGGCUUAUUACAUGUGAUGGAGAACAAAAGGUAGAAAACAAUAGGAAAAGUCUAGCAAGCUUCAAGUUCAUCGUUGACUACUGUACCGUCAAUCCUGAGGCAGAAAAGCAAGUAGCUUUGGAAUUACCCGUCUGCAAGGAAAUGGUGGAACUUCUUCCACACAAAAUUAAACAACUUAUUCAUCAGGCAGCCCAGGUUAAUUAAUAAUCCAUAAUUUAUUUAUCAUUACAAUUAUUUAUCUUAACAAACUGUAACAUAAAUUAUCAGCCCGUAACUUGCUAAAAUAAAUUUCAGAUCUCAAUGUGA